Molecule: messenger RNA, 1634 nt
Organism: Gopherus evgoodei (Goodes thornscrub tortoise)
Lineage: Eukaryota; Metazoa; Chordata; Testudines; Testudinidae
Gene: NEURL3
Product: neuralized E3 ubiquitin protein ligase 3
Source: RefSeq, a predicted model, not a curated record
UGCACAGCUGGAGCUCCUGAUCCCUCUUGAAGCGAGAGGACAGAAUCUGACUUUCAGGGCUGCCUGAGGUUGUGAAGAAAAGCCUCACCCAGCCUGCAAUGGGGAUCAGUUCAAGCCAGCAGCCAGGCGUGGAGAAUAGUGACGGGGACACUUCCCAGGCCCUCUUCUUCCACCCCUUCACCCAUGGCUCCCAGGUCCUCCUGGAUGAGUUCCACCAUGUGGCUGAGCGGGCCAGCAGCUUCCAUGAUGGCAUCGUCUUUACCAACCGGCCCAUCCAGCUCCACGAGAAGGUGACGCUGAAGAUCUUGAAGAAGGAGCCCUGUUGGCAUGGGGGGCUGAGGGUGGGCUUCACCUCCAUGGACCCCUCCAAGAUGGACCCUGGUCACCUCCCUCCAUUUGCAUGCCCCCACCUGGUCAUGCAGGGGAAAACCUGGGCUGCAGUCCUGCCGGACCAAUGCAUAGAGGAAGGCACCAUCCUCACGUUCUGGGUGGACCACAGAGGCAGAGUUUUCUUCCGCAGCCAGCAAGAGGCCCGGAAAUUGCCCCUGCUGAAGGGCAUCCCCGUGAAUGGCCGUCUCUGGGCCAUCAUUGAUGUCUAUGGACAGACCAAGGCGGUUCAGAUUCUGGAUCCCACAAGGCCCAGUGGAGGCAUCUGUGAUCCUGCCCCAGCGCCCAGGCCAUCGUAUCCUGCCAGGCCUCAUGCGCCGGCAUGCAGAGAUUACAGCUCUCUCUCGGGAGGUGACGUGAAGGAGUGUGUCAUUUGCUGCUCACACGAGGCCAAUGCUCUGCUGCAGCCCUGCGGCCAUGCCACUCUCUGCUACUGUUGUGCCCAGGAGGUGUUCCACAACAACCAGCCUUGCCCCUUCUGUCGGGAGAAGAUACAGGACAUCGUCCAGGUCAUCCCGGGAGCUCCAGCUCUUGGAACAUGUCCUCCUGUUGGGAACCAACCAUGGCCAGGCGGAUGGAUGGAAGGGGGUGGGGGGGUUUCUGAAACCUGCCCCAGUGAAGGAUAGAGCUCUUCCCCCCAGCACAACCCUGCUGCUGGCUCCUCUUGCUGUGGGGGUCUUGGCCAUGUCUUCUCCCCCCUCACUCUCUGCACCUUGCACAGGUGAUGACUCUCCUAUACUCUCCCUGGCCAGGCUGUUCUUAACACAAGCAAUUCGCACAGAGCAGGGGAGCCAGGGGGCAGCCCCCAUGACGAGGGACUCAGCCCAGCAGAAACAAGGAAGGUGAUGAGCCAAAAUCAGGAGGCUCCAAUUUCCUGUUGUUUCUCAUGUAUUCUGGGGAAUAGCCCUUGAGAAAUCUCUAGCCUUCUGUCCAUGCCAGGAAUGGGAGUUCAGAUGCAGGGAGCCCAAACCACAGUCCAGCUCCAGACCCCAGCAGCACUGUGUGGGACUCAGAUUUAGGUCUGAACUCCACUGCUCCGGCCUGUCUCUGGGGACAGGCCUUCCUGGCCCCACCAAGCCUUUCCUCUGCCCCCUGUCGCCCCUGGAGUGGGGUGGACACUGUUCCCUGGGGAGAGCAGGGACAUGCCAGCCAGAAGGGAGAAUGGAGUGGGGAGGCAGGGAAAUUUUCAUGGGAGCCAGAAUUAGUCUGCCCAGUUCAUCUCCUGCCCAUGUAAAUGGCACUACUGC